Molecule: messenger RNA, 1715 nt
Organism: Glycine soja
Lineage: Eukaryota; Viridiplantae; Streptophyta; Magnoliopsida; Fabales; Fabaceae
Product: purple acid phosphatase
Exons: 8
Coding region: 156-1550 (464 amino acids)
Molecular function (GO): metal ion binding; acid phosphatase activity
Source: RefSeq, a predicted model, not a curated record
ACCCUCCUCUGUCUCGUUGACCUCUAAUGUGAAUAUUCCUCAUCAUAUGCCAUUCCAUUCAUUAACAGUUAAUAGUACUUAUUAUCAUAGAGAUUAGAGAGUGCAUUGGAAUAAUAAAUAGGCGACCCUGGAUCACGGGUUUUGAGCAAAACAAAAUGGGUGUUGUGGAGGGUCUCUUUGCAUUGGCUUUGGUUCUGAGUGUUUGCGUGGUUUGCAAUGGAGGCUCAAGCAGCCCCUUCAUUAGGAAAGUUGAGAAGACAGUGGAUAUGCCACUUGACAGCGAUGUCUUUGCUGUUCCUCCUGGUUAUAAUGCUCCCCAGCAGGUUCAUAUAACGCAAGGUGACCUUGUGGGGAAAGCAGUGAUCGUGUCAUGGGUGACAGUGGAUGAACCGGGGUCGAGCGAAGUGCAUUACUGGAGUGAGAACAGUGACAAGAAGAAGAUUGCCGAAGGAAAACUUGUUACUUAUAGGUUCUUCAAUUACUCAUCUGGGUUUAUACACCACACCACCAUCAGAAAUUUGGAGUACAAAACCAAAUACUACUAUGAGGUUGGACUUGGGAACACAACACGGCAAUUUUGGUUUGUGACUCCUCCUGAAAUUGGUCCUGAUGUGCCAUACACAUUUGGUCUCAUAGGGGAUCUUGGUCAGAGUUUUGAUUCAAAUAAGACUCUUUCUCACUAUGAAUUGAACCCAAGAAAAGGACAAACUGUACUGUUUGUUGGAGACCUCUCUUAUGCGGAUAACUACCCAAAUCAUGAUAACGUUAGGUGGGAUUCUUGGGGAAGGUUUACAGAAAGGAGUGUUGCUUAUCAACCAUGGAUAUGGACUGCAGGAAACCAUGAAAUUGAUUUUGCCCCAGAAAUUGGUGAAACCGUACCUUUCAAACCUUAUACCCACCGUUACCAUGUUCCUUAUAAAGCAUCUCAAAGUACUUCACCCUUCUGGUAUUCUAUCAAGAGAGCUUCAGCACACAUCAUUGUUUUGGCCUCAUAUUCAGCAUAUGGAAAAUAUACACCACAAUAUAAAUGGCUUGAAGAGGAGCUACCGAAAGUUAACAGGACAGAGACUCCUUGGUUGAUUGUUCUGAUGCAUUCACCUUGGUAUAAUAGCUACAAUUAUCACUAUAUGGAAGGGGAAACAAUGAGAGUAAUGUAUGAGCCCUGGUUUGUGCAGUACAAGGUUGAUGUUGUUUUUGCUGGUCAUGUUCAUGCCUAUGAACGAUCUGAGCGUGUUUCCAAUGUUGCAUACAAUAUUGUAAAUGGUCUUUGUGCUCCUGUAAAAGAUCAAUCAGCUCCUGUAUAUAUAACCAUUGGUGAUGGAGGAAACCUUGAAGGUUUAGCAACCAACAUGACAGAACCACAGCCAGAGUAUUCUUCAUUCCGAGAGGCCAGCUUUGGACAUGCCAUUUUUGACAUAACGAACCGAACUCAUGCUCACUACAGCUGGCACCGAAAUCAAGACGGAGUUGCUUUCGAGGCUGAUUCCGUUUGGUUUUUCAACAGAUACUGGCACCCAGUUGAUGAUUCCACGGCUCAUGUUUCACAUUAACACAAAGAUUCACUGGUCUUAUGAGAAGAAAGACCAAAUGUGAUGCCAAUAAAUUCAUGAGUCGGCAAUUGAUUGUAUGCCAAUACCACCAACAUUGAUUUUAGCAGUGUCUUUGUAUCUUUCACAUUUGAUAAAUGCAAAUUGCUUGCUUAUAUUCUAAAACAC